AUGGAGCAGCUAAAUGAACUGGAGCUGCUGAUGGAGAAGAGUUUCGGAGAGGAGGCUGCGGCGCCAGAGGAGCUAUUUCAGAAGAAGAAGGAAGCUUCCUUUCCUAAGACAAUUCUGAGCCAUGGAAUGGAUAACCGCUACCUGGUGUUAGCAGUCAGUACAGUACAGAAUAAAGAAGGAAACUAUGAAAAACACCUAAUCAUCACUGCUUCCCAGUCCCUAGACUAUAAAGAACAGUGCAUCCUUAGAAGUGACUGGUGUUCUGUACCAGUAGAGCCAGGGGAUAUCAUUCAUUUGGAAGGAGACUGCAAAUCUGGCACAUGGAUAAUUGAUGAAGAUUUUGGAUAUCUGAUUCUGUAUCCAGACAUGCUGAUUUCUGGCACAAGCAUAGCCAGUAGUAUUCGAUGUAUGAGAAGAGCUGUACUAAGUGAAACUUUUAGGAGCUCUAAUCCAGCCACACGCCAAAUGCUGAUUGGUACCGUUCUCCAUGAAGUGUUUCAAAAAGCGAUAAGUAGUAAGAGCUUCACCCCUGAAAAGCUGCAAGAACUUUCUUGUCAAAUUGUUCAGGAAAUAAAGCAUUUGAAAGAAAUGUACCGCUUGAAUCUGAAUCCAGAUGAAGUAAAACAAGAAGUAGAGGAGUAUCUUCCUUCAUUUUCUAAGUGGGCUGGAGAUUUUAUGCAUCAGGGUACUUCAACUGACUUCCCUCAAAUGCAGCUCUCUCUGCCAAGUGAUGGUAGUAAUAAUAACCCAACACGAAACAUUGAAGUAAUAAACUCACUGGAUAUUGAAGAAAGCAUUUGGUCCCCUAGGUUUGGAUUGAAGGGCAAAAUAGAUGUUACAGUUGGUGUGAAAAUACAUCAAGGUUCUAAAACAAAAUAUAAAAUAAUGCCAUUGGAACUUAAAACCGGCAAAGAAUCCAAUUCUAUUGAACACCGUAGUCAGGUUGUUCUGUACACGCUGCUAAGCCAAGAGAGAAGAGCUGAUCCAGAUGCUGGCUUACUUCUCUACCUCAAGACUGGGCAGAUGUACCCUGUGCCUGCUAACCAUCUAGAUAAAAGAGAAUUAUUAAAGCUAAGAAACCAAAUGGCAUUUUUUUUGCUGCAUCGUAUUAGCAAAUCUCCUGGAAAGGAGAAGACACAGCUCACUUUUUUGCCACAAAUAACUGAGGAAGAGAAAACCUGUAAAUAUUGUUCACAAGUGGGAAACUGUGCUCUUUAUAGCAGAGCAGUUGAACAACAGAUGGAUGAAAAUUUAGUCCCAGUGGUUAUGCUGUCCAAAAUUCAAGAAGAAACUUGUCAUCUGAAACUCACACACUUAGAGUAUUUCAGCCUUUGGUAUCUAAUGUUAACCCUGGAGUCACAAUCAAAAGAUAACAGAAAGAAUCACCAAAAUAUCUGGUUAAAGCCUGCUUCAGAAAUGGAGGAGAGUGGCAACUGCAUUGGAAACCUGAUUAGAACAGAACAUGUAAAGAGAGUUUGUGGUGGACAGUAUUUACAUCAUUUCCAGCGUAAAAAUGGUUCUAUGCCUGUCACAAACCUAAUGGCAGGUGACAGAAUUAUUUUAAGUGGAGAAGAGAGAACACUGUUUGCUUUGUCUAGGGGAUAUGUGAAGGAGAUUAACAUGACAACAGUAACUUGUUUAUUAGACAGGAACUUGUCAGUGCUUGCAGAGUCAACUCUGUUCAGAAUAGACCAGGAAGAAAAAAAUUGUGAUAUAGAUACCCCGUUAGGAAAUCUCUCUAAAUUGAUGGAGAACACUAAUGCCAGCAAAAAACUUCGAGAUUUAAUCAUUGACUUUCGUGAACCUCAGUUUAUACCCUACCUCAGCUCUGUUCUUCCACGUGAUGCAAAGGAUACAGUUGCCAACAUUCUAAAGGGAUUGAAUAAGCCUCAGAGACAAGCAAUGAAAAAGGUUCUUCUUUCAAAAGACUAUACCCUCAUUGUGGGUAUGCCUGGGACAGGAAAAACAACUACAAUAUGUACUCUCGUAAGAAUCCUCUAUGCCUGUGGUUUUAGUGUUUUAUUGACCAGCUAUACACACUCUGCUGUUGACAAUAUACUUUUGAAGUUAGCCAAGUUUCAAAUAGGAUUUUUGCGUUUGGGUCAGACUCAAAAGGUUCAUCCAAAUAUCCAGAAAUUUACAGAAGAAGAAAUUUGCCGAUCUAAGUCCAUUAAAUCCUUAGCUCUUCUAAAAGAACUUUACAAUUGUCAACUUAUAGUUGCAACAACAUGCAUGGGAAUAAGCCAUCCAAUAUUUUCCCGUAGAACCUUUGAUUUUUGUAUUGUGGAUGAAGCAUCUCAAAUUAGCCAACCAGUUUGCCUGGGGCCACUUUUUUUUGCUCAGAGAUUCGUGUUGGUGGGGGAUCAUCAGCAGCUUCCUCCCCUGGUGCUAAACCCAGAAGCAAGUGCUCUUGGCAUGAGUGAAAGCUUAUUCAAGAGGCUGGAGAAGAAUCAAAAUGCUGUUGUACAGUUAACUGUGCAGUACAGAAUGAACAGUAAAAUUAUGUCCCUAAGUAACAAGCUGACCUAUGAUGGAAAGCUGGAGUGUGGAUCAGACAAAGUGGCCAAUGCAGUGAUAAACCUACCUCACUUUAAAGAUGUAAAGUUGGAAUUGGAAUUCUACGCUGAUUAUUCUGAUAAUCCUUGGCUGAUUGGAGUAUUUGAGCCAAACAAUCCUGUUUGUUUUCUUAAUACAGAAAAGGUUCCAGCACCAGAACAAGUUGAAAAAGGUGGUGUGAGCAACAUAACAGAAGCCAAACUCAUAGUUUUUCUGACCUCAGUGUUUAUUAAGGCUGGAUGUAAUCCCUCUGAUAUUGGUAUCAUUGCACCAUAUAGGCAGCAAUUAAAGAUCAUCAACGAUUUGUUGGAACAUUCUUCUGUUAAGAUGGUCGAAGUUAAUACAGUAGAUAAAUACCAAGGAAGAGACAAAAGAAUCAUCCUAGUGUCUUUUGUUAGAAGUAAUAAGGAUGGAACCCUUGGUGAACUCUUGAAAGAUUGGCGGCGUCUCAAUGUUGCUAUCACCAGAGCCAAACAUAAACUGAUUCUCCUGGGCUGCGUGUCCUCACUGAAGCGCUAUCCUCCUUUGGAGAAGUUAUUUUGUUAUCUAAACACAGAAAAAUUAAUCAUUGAUCUCCCGUCAAGAGAACAUGAAAGUCUCUGUAACAUUUUGGAUGAUUUUCAAAGAGGAUAAAAUGCUGUUUUCCUUGCUUUUUGAUAUAUGAACAGUGUCUCUUGGCUCGUGUCUAAGAUUCAUAAUUUAGCUUUGCUAUAAAGGCCGUGUUUGGUUAAACUGUGAAAAUGACUUUUAUCCAAAGGGAGGAAACGCAAGUUACAUGUACUCUGUGCAGAGUUCCAGAUUUUUGUUUUCUAUUUUUUUUUUUUAAUCUUAUUAACAUAAAAUUCUAUUGCCAUACAAAAUCCAGCACUACCUUUUUACCAGUGCAGAUGUGCUCCAAACUUUGGAAAGUCUAAAUUUAUAGGUAUGAUAAAUUCAUUUUUGUAUGACCUAGAUAAAGAGUUUGAGGCUGGGCGCGGUGGCGCAACUUGGGAAAUUGGGAAGCGGCUCAGUGGUCAAGUGCCCCUAAGUUCAAUCCCUGGUACCCGACCACGCCCCCCCCCUAAAAAAAAAUUGACAAGAUUUUUUUACCAAUUUUAAAGAUGGAUUAAAUUUUGGAUCUAAGCUUUAUAUUUUUAAGUCUAAAAUUUCAAAACUAAUUUGAUUUAUAGAUUCAGUCAUAAGAAUUGUAUCUGCAAGUUGGGCACAGUGAUGCAUGCCUAUAACCCCAGCAACUUAGAAGGCUGAGGCAGGAGAAUCCCAAGUUCAAGGCCA
This is a messenger RNA of Marmota flaviventris (yellow-bellied marmot), 3828 nucleotides long. RefSeq names its product DNA replication helicase/nuclease 2 (gene Dna2). The record is from RefSeq and is a predicted model, not a curated record. Gene Ontology annotation, molecular function: single-stranded DNA helicase activity; 5'-flap endonuclease activity. Gene Ontology annotation, cellular component: cytoplasm. Gene Ontology annotation, biological process: replication fork reversal. Lineage: Eukaryota; Metazoa; Chordata; Mammalia; Rodentia; Sciuridae.